This is a messenger RNA of Mercenaria mercenaria, 1084 nucleotides long. Its product is annotated as egg-laying defective protein 26-like. NCBI's taxonomy places the organism in Eukaryota, Metazoa, Mollusca, Bivalvia, Venerida, Veneridae. The record is from RefSeq and is a predicted model, not a curated record. The transcript is spliced from 2 exons. The coding region runs from base 123 to 644 and encodes 173 amino acids.
GUGUGAGUGUGUGCCAAUGUAAUUUUAUACAGUGCAGUGUAGCCUGGAAUUUCGUAAACAGCGAAACAUGUUCAAACCAAAAUGUUCAUUUUGUGAUCUUUAAGAAAUAUUGGAUUUCGAGCAUGGCAAACAUUAGCAUAACAGCUGAAAAUAUUACUCAGUUAAGGUCACUGAAAAGAGGAGACCAUAUUGCAGUGCAGGGGGAAAUGGCUGGAGUCAAGUACUAUCAUCAUGGCAUAUUCCUAGGACACGAAAUUGGUGUAGCUGACUUCAAUGGUACAAAUAAAAUGAAUGCAAUUGUCCGGGUUAUUGACAUAUUAGAGUUUAUAGGACAAGGCAAACGGAGAUUAAUCCGGUACAUAUAUAAAAGUUCUGAAUGCCUUCCUGCCGAGGAAGCAGCAAGAAAUGCGGAAGCUCUCGCUGCCAAUCCUAGGCUUUGGGGUGCUUAUGAUGUAGUGAAGAACAACUGCGAGCACUUUGCAACCAGAUGUAAGGUUGGUCGAGCGGUAUCAUUUCAAGUUGCCUCAAAGCUAGGUAGUUUUAUUGCAGGCGUUGCUGUAGUUUCACUCUUCUCGCCAGCACUAGCAAUUGGUUCUGUCGCCGUUGGCGGCAUUUUCCUUGCAAACAUAAACAAAAGUAAAUAGAAGUAAAUAACUUUAAUCAAACUACAGAAGAAUCCCUUUUGACCGGAAAGGAUAUUAAUGAAAAGGCUCAAAUUACACCGAAUGGAAUGUUAAUUUCUGCUUCAUAUAUUUUGCUACGAUCCUAUACAACAUCCGUGUAUAAAGUUCUACAUAUCUGAAAAGUUCCUGAAGGUUACACUGUUUUAAACUAAUAAAGGAGUAACUACAUGCUCUUUACUUCUAUAGUGAACAACCAGUUUGAAAGUGUUAGUGCAUUUUUCAAUGUGUCGUAUUUCUUAUUCAUAUAGGAAUAUAUUUGUACAUGUAUAUCAAACGGAAAAUCAUUGAUAGUAAUGAAUUUAGAUACUAUCAACAUCCAGUUUACGCCAUUACUAAUGCUUGCGUUUAUGAUUGUUCUUGACAUAAAGAUGAAAUAAACAAGUGCGUAUUUCCGCUGCAUA